Molecule: messenger RNA, 3675 nt
Organism: Maniola jurtina (meadow brown)
Lineage: Eukaryota; Metazoa; Arthropoda; Insecta; Lepidoptera; Nymphalidae
Product: ATP-binding cassette subfamily G member 4-like
Exons: 11
Coding region: 167-1987 (606 amino acids)
Cellular component (GO): plasma membrane
Molecular function (GO): ABC-type transporter activity; ATP hydrolysis activity; ATP binding
Source: RefSeq, a predicted model, not a curated record
UAUGACUGCAGACGUACCUACGGGCACUUGGACAUUGUAAGACAACUAACCAUUUCCGUGCGUCGUACUCAGCGGGAUGAUCAUAUCCGCUCCUUUUAGAAAACAAGUGAAACGAACUAAAAAGUCGGUGUUACGGCUAAGCACCAUACGCUCGUUACUUAAAUAAAUGGAUCUAGAAAUAGCAAAAGAUGAUGUUAGUGUCAGUGAUGGAUAUCAUCUGGUCUUCAGUGAUAUCAGCUAUGGAUUUAAACAGAAUUUUACAAAAAAAAUAUUAUUUCGGAAAACUAAAAGAAAACCAAGGGAUGAACAGUUCAUUCUGAAGGGCGCGUGUGGUGCCAUUCGUCCAGGCAGACUCACUUUCAUCCUCGGUCCUUCAGGUGCCGGCAAGACUACACUAUUAAAAAUACUAGCAGGGCGCAAAAAGACUGGAGUAUCUGGUCACCUCCAAGGCGCUGGUCGAAACGUCGUGCUGGUAGCACAGCACGCCACCCUCAUCGACACGCUCACGGUGCGGGAGACGCUCCAAUUUGCUUCCUCGUUGAAACUACCUCACGCCAGCCGACAUGAACGCACCAAUACAGUGGAAUCUGUGUCAAAACAACUGGGUAUACGUGAGGUGUUCGACACGAGAGCUGGGCGCUUGUCGGGCGGAGAGCGCAAACGGCUGACCAUAGCAUGUGAACUGCUCACCGACCCCACUGUGAUGCUCGUCGACGAACCCACUAGCGGCCUUGACUCCGUAUCAUCCAUGUCAGUGGCCCAGGCUCUCAAAUCAGUGGCAAACAGUGGACGGACCGUAGCCUGCGUGAUCCACCAGCCUUCUUCCCAACUCUUCACUUGUGCCGAUGACGUCAUUCUCCUUGCCAAUGGAAGGACCUUAUACGCCGGGGCAAUUGCAGAUGUUCCAGAAUUACUCAAGAAAUUUGAUUUCGUUUGCCCACUUUACUACAACCUGGCGGAUUUUCUUUUAGAAAUUGCAAGUGGUGAAUGUGCUGGAAAAUGGACCCCUCUAGAACGAGAAGCACAUACGUACGCCAUUGAAAUGAAAAAGAUAGCAGAUAAAGAAGUUCAACGCGGGACUGGAAAAGAUAACUCGACCGAAGCGGAAGCCCUGUUAAGACCAAACAUAGAUUAUGUGGAAACAUACGCAGCCGGAUUUGGACAGCAAAUGUGUGCACUUCUACAUCGAGGGUACCUUGGCGCUCUUCGGGAUGUUCAUCUCACACAGAUAAGAGUUACCACCCAUUUCUUGGUAGCGCUUUUACUGGGCGCGCUGUACCACGGCGCGGGCAGUGAAGGCAGCCGCGUGAUGUCCAACACGGGCUGUCUGUUCUUCUUCUUGCUCUUCCUGUAUUUCUCGAAUGCUAUGCCAACGAUACAAAAUUUUCCUACGGAAUCUACGGUGGUGCUUCAGGAACACCUCAACAAGUGGUAUUAUUUGUCCACCUACUGUGCUUCUAAGAUAAUAGUGGAUCUGCCAAUACAGUUAUUGUGUGCUACGGUAUUCGUCUUCCCCGCGUGGUACUUAACGUCGCAGCCCCUGGAGCCCUACAGGCUGGGCCUGGCGUGGGUCAUCUGUAUCCUCAUUACCGUCCUGGCCCAGACCUUCGGACUCGUAGUAGGAGCUGCGUGCGGAGUCAAGCUGGGACUCUUCGUCAUUCCUGCUGCAAACAUUCCUAUGUUGAUGUUCUCCGAAUUCUUCAUUCCCUACAAAGAGAUGCCAACUUACUUACAACCAUUCGCUUUAAUAUCAUAUUUCCGUUACGCGUUCGACGCAUUCCUUCAAACUGCAUACGGUUUUAAUCGCGAGAAAUUGCCGUGCCACACGGUGUUCUGCAUAUUCAAAAAUCCGAGCAAGUAUUUAGAUCACUUAGGACUGUCGCAAAACUUUACUAACGACGUAGUAGCAUUAAUUAUAUGGAUUGUACUUCUGAAAAUAUCACUCAUGUGCGUUUUGAAAUACAGAGUUUAUAAGGCGUGUAGAUAGUGUUGCAUGAAUUUAAAGACAAUGCGUUAAAGGCUUUAAUAACUUUAACUAAUAUAAUUAUAAUGAUAACGCUAUUUAUAGUUUGUAUAAUAGUGAUACUUAAGGCUAAGGUGCUACUCGAUUUUAUAAGUAAAAUAACUACAUUCCGAAAAUGAGAUUUGUGAUACUUUUACAUAAUGGAUAUGGGAAAAUUCUGAAAAUUACCCCUGUCAUCAUUUUCAUAAGUCAUUGAAUGAACGCGCGACGGUAGAGACGCCAAAGCGUGUCCUGCUCAAUAUGACGUUCCGCAGUGCUGCUGUUUACCGUCGCGCGUCGCGCGUGAUCCCUGAUCAGCGGGGUAAGGGACUGUACCUACACAAAACUGCGAUGCGACGCGAUGCGAAUUCGCAACGCAGAAAGUUGCGACACGAAUUGCUGCGAUGCGAUUUCGUGCGGCAAGGCGUCUUCCUUCCACGAUAAGGUGACCAUUCCUUCGAAUUUGAUGCUCGAUCAAUUCGGAAGUUCUUGCAACGCGACGUGCGAGCUCGCAGGUUUUUCCGAUGCGACGUCGUAUCGCAGUUUUGUGUACAAGCCCUAAAGGCUCGCUAACUCAGUGGUAAGACAAUGAUAGCCACCGAGCUCAUAUGAUAUUGAUUGGUUCUACAUUGCUGCUUCACUGCGUGACAAUAAAAUUAUGUUUCGAAGAAAACCGCCAAUGGAAUGUCAAAUGGACUAUCAUUCAGUGUUAUGUUGACCCUGACCAGGGAGUUAGCAAAUCAUCCACAGGGCUUACCGACUUUAUAUUUACGUGCCAAUCCGGCACAGGCGGCUCGGUUUUAGGGACUUAGGACUCAGCGGUUUGUGUGUAGGUACCAAUGGUAGGUACGUAUAAUGCAUUCAAGCUAAGAAUAGGAAUGACUUUUCGUCAUAUUAUUGUGACGUCUAAGAUACUACACUUAAUAUUUUGAUGCAAUAUUAAUACAUAUUCAAUCGGGGUGGGGAUAGGAUUGCCAUGUCGACCUGUCGCGAACUAUACUUACCUAGUACCUACCUACCACCUAUUUGUUUUUAAUUGAUUUUGUUGUGGCACUUAGGGGAAAAAAUUGGUGUACCUACCUAUGUGUAUCAUUUUCCUUUUUGAUUUGCAAGGACUGAACGUUAGUGAAUUUUCUCAUUCUGACUUUGAAUGCGUUACUGCACGAGUAUAAGUACCUGCCAGUUAUUAUAAUUAGGUAGGUAUGAUACGUUUCCACACAUGAUAUAGGUAACUAGGUAAGGUAACUAGGUACGUUUAUAUUAUUAUUACAUGGCGAACCUUCCAAUGCGUUUUUGGCAUGUUUUUGGUGAGUUAGGGCUCCAUUAGACGGACUGCGGUAACUGACUGAGUGAGUCCGUCUGAUAGAGCCCGUAGAUAGACUGCGCAUCACGUGAAUCGUCAGAUCCCAUUGAAGAUUUGCGACGAUCAUGGGUGACGAUUGUGUAAUAGAAAAAUUCACCUCUCAUCAAGGGGUUGAUUUAUAGGUAUUAAUACAAUAUGAUGUAGGUACCCUAUAAUAGUAUAGGUAAUUUUUUUAUAAAAUAUUUAUAGAUUUAGGUACCUAGGUAUACUUAGACUGUUUCACAUAUUUUAUCAUACAUUAUUACCUAAUAGGUAUGUGAUUUUUGUACACAACAUUGUGACUUUUGUAAUAAAACUUUUUUUAAUAAGA